Molecule: messenger RNA, 1557 nt
Organism: Miscanthus lutarioriparius
Lineage: Eukaryota; Viridiplantae; Streptophyta; Magnoliopsida; Poales; Poaceae
Source: the annotation of a GenBank genome assembly
AUGGCCGAGUGUUCCUUGGCAACACUGAGAGGCCAGCAUCAAGGGAGAUGGACCUGGUCCAACAGCAAGCUCUCCCUAAGGAAUAUGUCAAUCAUGGAUCCAAAGAGGAACUACUCCCUCAAGAUUCACCUUCCAUGUCAAUCCAGAGCAGCAAGAGAAUGGACAAGUGUUGCAUUUACUCCUUUUGGUUUUUGUGGAAGGGAUCACAGGGUGGAAACUUCAGUUAAAUGUUAUUGUUUGCAGCCACUCGUGGAUCCGGAGAGCAUGGUCUCACCAAAUCUAAUACUGUUUUCGGAUGAAGCUCUUCUCACUAUCAGCAUGGUUUUUGCAUAUUUGGCCGGAGUUGUACCCUCUGGGCAGACAUCUCCUCGUGUCAGAAAUCAGAAUGUUUUUCAACAUAUUCCAGAGCCAAGCUCCUCUCAUUCUGGUAGGGAUCUAAAGUUUUUACCUGAAAGGAAUGCUGCGUUUGACCCCAGUGAUUUGUGGAGUGAAGUUAGAGCUAAACUUUCCAGAGCCUUACAAGCACAUGUUCAAGAUGCCAGUUUUGAUAGCAGAGGGGAUGAACUCACAAGUGAUAGGAAAAACUAUCCUUUGAGUAUGCUUGCCAUUCAUGCUGGUCCCAGGUUGCGGCUUCUUCUGAUCACAUUCCAGCUUCUGGAAAUGGAGGUAAGAAAUAUCUUUGGAAGUUCUGAACUUGUUGAUGGAAUCACGUGGUUGCAAGUAUCGACUACCUUGAUAGAUGGUUUGAUUCAACCAGCAUUUGUGAAAUGGAUUGAAGAAGAACAGGCCUUGGAAAAUGGACAAAUCAACGAAAAACUUAUGAAGGCGAUAAGCAAUAAACUAAAGGAGGACAAUAAGAUCUUGAGGAGGUUUAACAGAUUCGGGAAAUCUGAACUCUAUUUGGAUAUGCUCUUUUUCCUAAGAUUUGGUUCUUCUAGGUCUGACAGCUAUUUUGAUGUCAAAUUCCUUGCUGAACAUGGAGAAAGAAUUUUAGAGGACCUUGUAAUUUCCUUAGCUGAUGUGAUUGCUAGUAUUUAUCUGGAGCUUAUGUCAGUUGAUGGUGAUAUGUCUACUGAAGUUGUUAGUUCCAGCUUAGUUCUAUGUUCUCUGUCAACCAGAGAACUUCAAAAGCUGCGCAAUGAGGUGGCAAUCAAUUGGUGGUUGCACCAAUACUUCAAGUCAGUUAUUUCAAUGUAUGAAGACAGGUUCGAGUUAUAUGUUCUAUGCAGCAAAAAAUGUGAAAAAACAGACGACAAUCAAGCUGAGAGGGCAAAUUGGUGGAGGAUUGCAUUUGGCAAGCCUAAUGUGCUUACUCUUGAUUAUGUUAACAUCAGUCCAUUUUCCCUUCCAGCAAGAAGGACAAAGGAAUUAAGAGCUUUGAUUGGAUGGAGGUAUUACUUCAGCUUAUUCUUAGAGUUGUCAGAUAUCGCCAUGCCCUUCAUAAGGGCUGCUAUCAGCAAAGUGAGCGCUGCAGUAUCCUACUUCUGGGUGUCCAUGAUUGGAAGGUCUCUUGGUCUGAUUUUCUCAGGGAUUAGACAAUCACUAGGCUGGAAAUGA